Molecule: messenger RNA, 632 nt
Organism: Drosophila eugracilis
Lineage: Eukaryota; Metazoa; Arthropoda; Insecta; Diptera; Drosophilidae
Gene: Cpr49Ad
Product: larval cuticle protein LCP-22
Exons: 3
Coding region: 46-546 (166 amino acids)
Cellular component (GO): chitin-based extracellular matrix
Molecular function (GO): structural constituent of chitin-based larval cuticle
Source: RefSeq, a predicted model, not a curated record
GGACAGAUCAUCGUUAAAAGUUGCUAAAAAAAAAUAAAGUCUAAAAUGUCGUUAAAGCUGUUUUCCUGCCUUUUUGUGCUCACCCUGGCUCUUAUUGCCUGUGAAGGACAACCCCAAUACAAUCCUUAUUUGAGGAACCCUUACUACAGGGAUCUGUACUACAGAAAUCGUGAUCUUUACAAUCUGCGUCGCUUCUAUGAUGGCUUCUAUAAGAAAUACAAUCCCUAUAUAGCCGCUGCUCAGGCCAGAAUUGUGGAGCAGAAGAAUGAUGUGAACUAUGGUGCUGGUUCGUAUGCCUAUAACUAUGAGACGGAGAAUGGCAUCCAUGGCGAGGAGCGUGGAGUGCCAGUGAACAUUGGUAACCAACAGCAGGAGGAGCAAGUGGAGGGUGCCUACUCCUUUAUCACACCCGAGGGUCUGCGAGUGGGAGUCAAGUAUCUAGCUGAUGCUAAUGGUUUCCGUCCUGUAAUCACUUAUGACGGAGCUAACUCUGCUUUCUAUGCCAGUCAGCCAGCUCCAGCCAAUGUGGUCUUAACUAAGCAUUGAGAUUGAGUUUAGUUCGCCUCCUAUCCCUAAUUCAAAAUGUGUCUUCAGCCUUCUUUAAAUAAAAAUAAAAUAUUUAAACUAUUUAA